Diprion similis is the source of this 1987-nucleotide messenger RNA. It is a transcript of the gene alka, whose product is annotated as glycine receptor subunit alpha-4. Gene Ontology annotation, biological process: chloride transmembrane transport; signal transduction; nervous system process. Gene Ontology annotation, molecular function: neurotransmitter receptor activity; transmembrane signaling receptor activity; chloride channel activity. The record is from RefSeq and is a predicted model, not a curated record. Bases 176 to 1630 code for a protein of 484 amino acids. The transcript is spliced from 11 exons. NCBI's taxonomy places the organism in Eukaryota, Metazoa, Arthropoda, Insecta, Hymenoptera, Diprionidae. Gene Ontology annotation, cellular component: synapse; neuron projection; membrane.
GGCAACGACGCGACGCCGGCGUCGCGAGGCAAAACGGCGCAGAAUCAAACUCCAGGAAUGACCAGACCAGUCACGAAAGUUUCUUCGGUCUUGCGUCCGCUCUGCAUCACUGAAGGCUUUCGCUCCUCGCCUCCAGCUUUGCGACGACCAGAAUGAAGAGUACAGGCGGCAAAUAAUGAUGCAGCUGCACUUCAUACACUACACGCAACUCGUUGUUUUCGUUUUAUUAAUCGACGCUAAUUCGUUGCGAGGAUGCGACCUUAGGAUCUCACAGCAUUUCGAUCAGCCGCAAGAUAAGAUGAAGUCCAACCUUCAGAGUGACUUACUAUUUUAUUUGUGUCUUGUGUCACUCCCAAAAUCGCUUGACUGCACAAGUUUGUUCAAUGCGGAUGCUAAGAAAAACUACUCCAUACGCCCCAGAGUCGUUCUACCUGAGCAUUAUGUGAAAGAAAUUAGACCACCGUCGAAAAAAGGGACCCCGGUAAUCGUGGACUUUAACGUUCACGUUGUCGACAUAAAUUCCAUCAACGUCGAGGACAUGGACUUCCGGGUCGACAUGUUCGUUCGCCAAAGCUGGACGGAAUCGCGACUUCACAUGCCCGACGACAUCUUCGAGGAAGGUGACGACUACGUCACCCUGCCCCCAGAGUUUUUCGACAACCUCUGGCAGCCGGAUCCGUACUUCUUGAACUCAAAAGUUGCCGAAAUUGCAACACUGACGCAUAAGUUCUCUUCCGUAACGCUGUACAGGAACAAGACGGUUAUUUACGCGGCUCGAAUGCACGCGAUCAUAGCUUGCCAGAUGGAAUUUCAGCUGUACCCAAUGGACAUUCAAGUUUGCCCAAUCCACAUCGAGAGUUUUUCCUACAAUAACCAGAAACUGCGUCUACGAUGGGGUGAGGGUGGAGUCACGGUGAAUCCCGAGCUGAAACUGCUUCAGUACAACAUCGGCAAGCCGUUGCAGCUCGAAGAGUCGACUGGAUACAUGCUGGAGAAAAAUGGCAAUUUUUCGCGACUGGUAGUUUACUUCCGGUUCGAAAGGCAGAUCGGGCAUCACUUGAUCCAGACUUUCGCACCUUCGACUCUGGUUGUGAUGCUUUCGUGGUUCAGCUUCUGGCUCGGACUGGACGCGAUUCCUGGCCGGGUAGCUCUGCUCGUUACGAGCAUGCUGACCCUCGUCACGAUGUUCACAGGUCUCAAGAGCGAUAUACCGCCUGUUGCCUACGUCAAGGCGCUGGAUCUCUGGAUGGCUGGUUGCAUGGUAUUCGUGUUCGCCGCCCUGGGAGAAUUCGUGGUCGUCAAGGUCCUCGAUCUCCGUUAUCAAGUUGAGAUCGAUACCCAGGCGUCGAAUCUUCCUCGUGUACUGCCGACGAAAGUAGGAGCGAUGGAGAAAACACCUUACAUGACUGCCUGGGACUGCGAAACAGCGUACGCUCCACAGCCGAGACAAAAACGCGCAGGUAGUCGGCGUCUUUUGCAGACAUCAUGGAUUGACCACGAGCUGGGUGUUGCCUUUGGCAAAACACAGUGGAACCAUAUCGAUCGUAAAAGUCGCAUUGUUUUCCCGGCCCUAUUUCUCCUCUUUGUCGUGCUCUACUGGCCAAUUCUUCUUCUAAAAAAAGCCUCUUAAUAUGUUGGCGCUUUUCGAAUUUAGGUCGCACUUAUUUAUUUAUUCAUUUCUUUACCAUGUUUCACUUUUCUUAUUGUUGUUUCUUCAUUCAAGACGGCGAAAGAUUCAUUUCUGCGACUUAUGAAUUCACAAAUUUAUACGAACAUGUAUCGAUAAGACGCGUUUUGGGGUCCAGUCUAUACGCGUACCGUUCACUUAUACUGGAAAAUUUUAUUAGCUGUAGUAGUUUUGUGUGUUAUAGCUUCGUACCUAAAUACGGAUAGAAUUCGUUGCUAAACAUUCAAUGCCGGCGCAAUUAAUAUUUACGUCUUCACUAAAGUCUUCCCUCGUCAAUCUGAUCCGAGCUCUGAGCGAGGU